Nelumbo nucifera (sacred lotus) is the source of this 2321-nucleotide messenger RNA. Its product is annotated as pentatricopeptide repeat-containing protein At1g80270, mitochondrial-like. NCBI's taxonomy places the organism in Eukaryota, Viridiplantae, Streptophyta, Magnoliopsida, Proteales, Nelumbonaceae. Gene Ontology annotation, cellular component: mitochondrion. Gene Ontology annotation, molecular function: protein binding. The record is from RefSeq and is a predicted model, not a curated record.
UUUUAGGGUUUUAGAUUAGAUGUCUCUUCAAAAUUCAAACCGCUGAGCGUAGGGUUUAUCGCCAUCCUACUCAUUUCCAGGUUUUAGGUUUGUGCGGUUUUGUUUUCUCAUUCAAAGGAAACUUAAAAUCGUCAUGUGGGCGCUUCGUAGAGCUGUUCAUCCUCUCAGGGGUGAAGGAUAUCGCCGAGUUGUCUCUUCAGCUUGUGCUAAAUUCGAUAUUGCAAGUAAUCAUGAAGAACACAUUGUGGGAAUUUGCGACUCUAGCCAGUUUACGUCUGGUAAAAGCAUUCCUCUGGAGGGAUUUCACCAAACGCGGCAUCUUAAUGCAAGGUUCUCUCUGGGGAGUAGUACCCGUAGCCUUUCUUCGCAGGCUGGUGCAAAAAGCAGCGGGGAGGAAGAUGAGUUGGAAGAUGGAUUUUCCGAGCUUGAAGGUCCAUCUAACACAGAAGAAAUUGGAGAGGAUGCUGUAGGAGAGGAGAAUGAUGAGGAAUUGGUUUCCCAGCCAGAGCUCUCAGAUGAUGAUGCAGUAGAGAGCAUGGGUGAUGCCUCCCAUAACGAACUUGAUGUGGAAGCUGAUAUUUGUACAAGUGACACAGGUGAGACAGAGUUACGGAAGAAGAGGGGUCAUUCAGACUUGUUCAAAGUUAUAAUGGCUGCUUCACGUGAUUCUGUUCGUGAUGCUCUCAAUAAAUGGGUUGGAAAAAGUAACAUGGUGAGCCGGCCUGAGAUAUUGUCUGCCAUGCUUAAUCUCCGGAAGCGCCGGAUGUAUGAAAGGGCUUUGCAGUUAUCAGAGUGGUUGGAGGAAAAUAAGCACCUUGAUUUUAUUGAACAUGAUUAUGCUUCUCGCCUUGAUUUGAUUGCUAAAGUACGUAAUCUCCAAAAGGCUGAGAAGUACAUUAAGAGUAUUCCAGAAUCUUUCAGAGGGGAAGUAGUCUAUCGAACCCUCUUGGCUAACUGUGUUYGUUCUGUAAACAUGAAGAAAGCAGAGGAGGUUUUUAACAAAAUGAAGGACUUGGAGUUCCCACUCACAGUGUUUACUUGCAACCAGUUACUUUUGCUGUAUAAGAAGCUUGACAAAAAGAAAAUAGCUGAUGUGCUACUGUUGAUGGAGAAGGAAAAUGUCAAACCAUCUCUUUUCACAUAUAGGAUCUUAAUAGACACUAAAGGCCAGUCCAAUGACAUUUUGGGAAUGGAGCAGUUGCUUGAGACCAUGAAUGCUAAAGGAGUUGAACCUGACUUACAAACCAAAGCCACUAUUGCUAAACAUUAUGCUGAUGCAGGACUCAAUGACAAGGCGGACAAGGUCUUGAAGGAGAUGGAAGGGAGUAAUAAUUUGAAGGAGAAUCGUGGGGCUUCCAGGGCCUUACUUCUUCUCUAUGCAGCCCGUGGAAAGAGUGAUGAUGUCAUGAGAGUCUGGAAGGCAUGUGAGCCAAACCCAUUGAUGGAGGAGUACCUAGCUGCUAUUGAAGCUUGGGGCAAGCUGGGAAACAUAAAGGAGGCUGAGUCAGUCUUUGAGAGGAUGAUCAAGAAAAGGAAGUCCAGCUCAAAGUGCUAUACUUGCCUUCUGAAAGUUUAUGCAGAACAUAAGAUGUUAGGCAAGGGGAAGGAGCUUGUGAAGAGGAUGGCAGAUAGUGGAUGCCAUAUUCCCCCGUUGACAUGGGAUGCUAUUGUGAAGCUGUAUGUGGAGGCUGGGGAGGUGGAGAAGGCAGACUCAAUCCUGAAUAAGGCAGUCCAGCAAAGGCAUUUGAGGCCACUAUACAACUCAUACAUGACCAUCAUGGAUAAGUAUGCAAAGAGGGGUGAUGUCCAUAAUGCUGAAAAAAUAUUCAACAGAUUGAGGCAGUCAGGGUACCUUGGUCGGGUUCGGCAGUACCAAGUUCUCCUCGAGGCUUAUAUAAAUGCCAAAACUCCAGCUUACGGCUUCAGGGAGAGGUUGAAGGCAGACAAUUUGUUCCCAAACAGAGCAUUGGCGUCCCAGUUGGUGAAGGUAGAUGCAUUCAGGAAGAUAGCCAUGUCGGAUCUGUUUGAUUGAUUGGUUGAUUUUUGGAGUUGUCCGUGCCUCCUUCCACUUGUGUUGCCCUGCAUGGUUGGAUGUAUUUGGAUUCCUUGAGGGGCUCAACUAAUAUAACACAGGGCAUAAGCUCGGUCUGCAAGUGUUUGUGCUAUACAAUUCUUAAAUUUGUACAAAUGUAGGCUUGGCUUUAGAGGUGAAUAACCAAACUGAAUAUUUUGUCAAGAUGACACCCUGGCUGUUAAUGUCUUUUUCUUCUAUCGUAUUUCCUCUCUCUAUUAACUUAAAUAAUUUCUAUCUUAUUUCUUUA